GUGGAAAGAUAUUGGAAAGUAGUGACUUGACAAAAAUUUGUUUUGUUUUUAUUCUUCCGGUUUUAGGGACUUUUCUCAUAAUAAUGGAUUCCCUGGAACUCUACUCCUUAGCUCAGCAGGAUUACCAUGAAUUGGAGAUUCUUUUGAGUGAGAAACCCGAUUUAGUCAAGAAGAAAGACAAGAACGAACGAUCUCUCCUCCACUGGGCUGCUCUGGCGGGCAGGGAGCAGCUUGUGGCACAACUUCUCGCCUCUGGAACAACAUUCCUCAAUGAUGGCGAUGACACAAAUGCCACACCACAGAUCCUCGCCACCCUUGGGGGUCACCUCAACGUUCUGAAGCUUCUAGUGUCCAAGGGUGCCAAUAUAGCGGAUAAGAAUUGGCAUGGACACACUUCCCUUCAGUAUGCUUGCUCCAAAGGGCACCGAGACAUCGUUGAGUACCUCCUGGAGCUGGGUGCCGAUGUGAAUGUACGCGAUGAUCGCAACGAUACAUGCCUCCACCGCCUAGCCUCCACAGGACGUUGUGACAUCCUCGAAAUGCUCCUGAAGUGCCCACAGAAAAUUGAUCUCAACGCCCAGAAUGCCGAAGGAGACACCCCAUUGCACAUUGCGUGCCAGGAGAAGCAACUUGAGUGCGUGGCGCGAUUAGUUGAGCACGGAGCUUCCGUGCACAUCCUGAAUAAGGAGAAAAAGUCCCCACUAGAGUAUUGUCCACCACGCGUUCGUCAAGAAAUCCUCGAGAAGCUGAACUUGGUUGCGGCUGAAACACCCGCAUCAUCUUAAAAAAUCAUUUAACUGGAAUACUUUUUUUUAAUCUCUGUCAAUGAAAUAAAUAAAAUGAUUAUUUUCUUUUACAAA
Messenger RNA from Lutzomyia longipalpis, 860 nucleotides. RefSeq names its product 26S proteasome non-ATPase regulatory subunit 10-like. Bases 84 to 785 code for a protein of 233 amino acids. The transcript has 3 exons. Gene Ontology annotation, molecular function: histone methyltransferase activity; protein-lysine N-methyltransferase activity; p53 binding. NCBI's taxonomy places the organism in Eukaryota, Metazoa, Arthropoda, Insecta, Diptera, Psychodidae. The record is from RefSeq and is a predicted model, not a curated record.